CUCCUCGUCGCUGCAAUAAGAUGCAACUCCGAUGCGAUGGGCGUCGCUUUCUCGGCGAUUCGCGACCGAAGAAAGUUAAGGUUAAGACUGACUGAUUGAGAUUCGCCGCGAAAUCGUUCGUCUUUCGACUCAUCUGUGCUCGUCUUCUUCUUGGAGUCAUGGAUCCUGGUGUUCUCUCGCGGCUGAUCCCGCAGAGUAAAGAGCAAGUGCGACCGGCGUGUAAAAAAUGCGGUUACGCCGGGCACUUAACCUAUCAGUGUCGCAACUUCAUCAAAAUCGAUCCCAACAAGGAGAUCGUCCUGGACGUGAGUAGCACGAGCUCGGACAGCGACGAGAAUUACGUCACUCCGUUGACGGAGUUGCGGGAACGCGAGUUGCGGAAAAAGCUACGGGUGGCGAGGAAAAAGCGCCGGCAAAAGAAAGCCAGGAAGAAGCGGAAGAGGAAACACGAGAGCUCGGACAGCAGCGACAGCGAGUCCGAGUCGUCAUCCUCGUCCUCGUCGUCCUCUUCGUCGUCGUCGUCUAGCGAGGAGGAAAAAAAACAUAAGAAAGGAAAGAAGAGGAAGAGGAAGAGCUCCAAAAGCAAGAAACGCAAGAAGCACAAGCAGCACGACGAUUCGUCUAAGAAUGAGGGAAAAGGUGACAGGGUGAACAAAUGAAUUGUUCAUGAGAAUUUUUGAUUCGUUUCCAGUUCCUUCUAUUAUUGAAUAUUGAACGAUGUGUGAUUGUGACAUUUUUUAAAUUGUGUUUCCGUUUUUUUUAUUCAUGAGAGAAAUGCUACUUUUACUAC
Messenger RNA from Cyphomyrmex costatus, 790 nucleotides. Its product is annotated as protein SREK1IP1. The record is from RefSeq and is a predicted model, not a curated record. The coding region runs from base 159 to 659 and encodes 166 amino acids. Gene Ontology annotation, molecular function: zinc ion binding; nucleic acid binding. Lineage: Eukaryota; Metazoa; Arthropoda; Insecta; Hymenoptera; Formicidae. The transcript has a single exon.